Messenger RNA from Saccostrea echinata, 672 nucleotides. RefSeq lists its product as uncharacterized. Lineage: Eukaryota; Metazoa; Mollusca; Bivalvia; Ostreida; Ostreidae. The record is from RefSeq and is a predicted model, not a curated record. Bases 1 to 672 code for a protein of 223 amino acids. The transcript has a single exon.
AUGGAGAAAGGAGUGAAACUGAUGUUCUAUAACGAGGCUAGUAAUGAACUUUCAAUCCCAAAGCGAACAGUGGUUGGAACCAUCAAUAGUGUUAGUUCAAUCAUGGAACUUGCGUUGUCACCUCAUGUACCUGAAGUUAGACAUCAGUUACAGGGGAGAUGGGAUCCACCUGUUAGUUUAGAAGGACUAGGACUUACCACACAACAAGAAGGCAAAAUCCGUCAGGUGCUAAGGGAGGAAUGUGACGCUUUCUCUAGGGGAGAUGACGACAUUGGCCAUGCUACUGACUUGGAACUUACCAUUCCUUUGAAAGAUACUACCCCAGUACAAGCCUCAUAUAAUUCAAUCCAAAGCCCGCUUUACCAAGAAGUGAAGGACUAUUUAACUGAUCUUAUAGACAAGCAUUUCAUACGCAAGUCAAAUUCACCAUAUUCGAGUCCAAUGGUAUAUGUGGGCAAGCGUGAUGGUACCUUACGCCUGUGCAUUGACUGUCGGAAGGUAAAUACCAAGACAGUGAAACAGGCAGAACCUAUUCCAAGAAUACACUUUAAACCAGCUGUCGGGAAGUCGAUGGUUUACAGUUCUGGACGAAGGAAAAGCCUAUCACCAAGGGAACAUGUCCGAAUCAAGCAAGCCAGUAACAGCCUUUGUGACUCCAUGGAGAUUAUAUGA